AUGGAAGUUCUAGUAAAGAGCGUUAUACAGCAAUUUCGUGAAGAAAAUAACAUCUUGCAGGAUUUUCAACAUGGCUUCCGGAGAGGACGUUCCUGUCUCUCAAAUCUGCUAGCUUGUCUGGAGAUCUGGACCAGGGCUCUAGAAGAGGGUUCUGAGGUCGAUGUCGUGUACAUCGAUUUCCGCAAAGCUUUCGAUACUGUUCCGCACCAACGUCUUCUUCACAAAUUGAGCACCAUCGGCGUCCAGGGAGAUCUUCUGAACUGGAUAAGGGCGUUUCUAGUUGGUCGGAAACAACGUGUCUGUAUCGGAGAUUAUAUGUCAGAAUGGGUGAACGUGACCAGUGGUGUGCCUCAAUGCUCAGUUCUGGGACCAUUGCUCUUCAUCCUUUAUGUUAACGACGGCCUUCAGAACCUCGACUGCGGCCAAAUUAUGUUUGCGGACGACGUUAAGCUCUGGAAAGUCAUUAAGGGACCGAACGAUCAGAGAUCCCUUCGAGAUAAUCUGCACCGACUGCAAGCGUGGUCGAACAAAUGGCUUCUAGAUUUCAAUGUGGAGAAGUGUGCCGUCCUUCAUCUGCGUCCAACCAACUCUCAUUCAAAUGAGAGCCUGAGGGCAUAUCACCUGAAAGAUAUAAGGCUCCCUGCAGAAUCUUCACAGAAGGAUCUCGGGGUUUGGAUACAGAACAACCUGAAUCCAACAUUGCAGCGCCACAAGGCUGCAAAAAACGCCAUGGGAGUGCUGCAUGCAAUCCAAAGGGCUUUCGUAAACUUUAACCAAGCGUGGCGGCCAUGGCUAGUAAAGGACCAAGCAUACCUCGAACGGGUACAUCGUCGUGCAACAAAGCUGGUAAACGGUCUAAAUGGCCAAUCCUACACAGACAGACUGAAUUGCAUUAAUUUAUUCCCUCUGUGCUACAGGCUCCAAAGAGGUGAUCUCAUCCUCGUCUACAAGAUAAUACAUGGCCUUGCGCAUGGGCUUAAAUUUGAGGACAUGUUUUACUGGCACCUUUCACCCAAUCUUCGUGGUCACUCGAUGAAGUUACGGACAACAAUGUCCAGGCUGAAUCUUCGUUCUGAACUUUUCACGCAGAGGGUAGUGGAGAAAUGGAACGAUCACCCUCGGUCAGUCGUGGAGGCUACGUCUCUGCAACUCUUCAAGAAACGCUUGGAUGAUUAUUUGUGUCCCCUAUUUUCCCUCGACAGUCUGAAUCUGAACUAA
Molecule: messenger RNA, 1218 nt
Organism: Spirometra erinaceieuropaei
Lineage: Eukaryota; Metazoa; Platyhelminthes; Cestoda; Diphyllobothriidea; Diphyllobothriidae
Source: the annotation of a GenBank genome assembly